Molecule: messenger RNA, 2315 nt
Organism: Geodia barretti
Lineage: Eukaryota; Metazoa; Porifera; Demospongiae; Tetractinellida; Geodiidae
Source: the annotation of a GenBank genome assembly
UACAGCCAGACACUCACUGCUCACAUGCAGUACUGUGGCAGAACGCAGGUCCGCCAUUACACACGUAACACGUGGGUGGGCCUUAUUUAGAAAGGGUGCGCAUCAAUUGGGAAAUCUGCACGGAGCGGUCGUGGCAAUGGAGUGUCCUCCCUCAUUCGGAGUAGGGGCCGACAGCAUGAGCACGGAUGGAGAUGAGUCGCGUGCUUCUUGGGCUCAGGUGGACCCACACGAGUCAGAAAGUCUCCACAGCGAGCUGGAGAGCCUGGACCCGCUGAAAAGAGAGCUUCUGGAGGCUCGCAUCAUGAGGAAGGUGUGCCCCUACCAAUUACCCUCAAAUGUGGUGUGAGACAGUGUGCACAGGUCGGCUCCCCAGACUCCAACCUCAGCAGUGCAUCCACCAAGGAAGAGGGUAGAGGUAGCAGUAUCAGGAAGAGGAGCACAUCUGAGGUGGAGGGAGGGAAGUCCAGCAAGGUGGCGAGGGUAGAUGCCUCGCGUAAGAUCAGUGAGUUCUUCAGAAACAGUCACAGCACAUCUGACAAGAAGAAGGAGAUGGGUGUUCAGACAGAGCUGAGAGCCGCAGAUGUGACGACACGACAGUCAGAGCAGCAGCUCUCGUCUCUCCAGACAACCGUCUCUGAGCUGCGUUCCUCGCUCACUGCCUGCCAGGCAAACCUUGACCUCUCCACUUCCAGACUGGACAAGGUUUGAAUUGCAAUAUACUCUUGUUGCCAAGGUAGUGAGCUCCACCCACAGUGUGCGACUUUUGUCAGAGAGUUGCUGAUUAAAAAGUGUACAGCCGAGCGUGCAGAGCAGAGAGAGAGAGUGGCAAAGAACCAACAUCGAUUAGGACACUUCCAGAUGCAGCGACAAGGAGCUCAGUUUGCGGAGGUGUGGGUGGAGGGUUUAAGGUACAAGGAGCUGAUGGAGGGGCAGGAGAAGCUGAGCCACCAGAGAGAGGAGCUGGAGAGACAGAGGAAGGCUCUCAGCAAGCGAAGACCUCCGUCGGGAGGAACGGCGACUAGUGGGAGGAGCCAGAGUCCAGCUCAGCCUAGCAAAUCCGGAUUUGUCAAGCCACAAGUGGCCUGCCUGAGUCCGGAGGAAUACCAGGAGAAAGAAGAGCUGCUUAAACUGAGGCAGAGUUCUCUGAAGAAGGAAGAGCAGCAGCUGCAAGUAGAGGUCGAGGUGUUGGAGAGAGAGAGGAACCUGCACAUCAGAGAGAUGAAGAGAGUAGCUGCAGAAGAUGCCUCACGGUUUUCCUCCAACCCAACUCUUGCCUCUCGCUACCUCUUGCUGCAGCUGGUUGGUAAAGGUGGCUUCUCCGAGGUGUUCAAGGCAUAUGAUGUGAAGGAACAAAGGUACGUGGCUUGCAAGAUCCAUCAGCUCAGCUCUGACUGGAAAGAAGAAAAGAAGGCCAACUAUAUCAAACACGCUCUGAGAGAAUACAACAUACACAAGACCCUCAACCACCCGAACAUUGUCACUCUGUAUGAUGUCUUUGAAAUUGACACCAAUUCAUUUUGUACAGUUUUGGAGUAUGUUGAUGGCAAUGACUUGGAUUUUGUUCUGAAGCAGCAGAAGAGUCUCCCUGAAAGAGAGGCCCGUGUGGUAGUUCUGCAGACAAUGCGUGCUCUCAAAUACCUGAAUGAAAUCAAACCUCCUGUCAUACACUUUGACCUGAAACCAGGGAACAUUCUGCUAGGCUCGGGGGUUCACAGCUACGAGGCUAAGAUCACAGACUUUGGUCUCAGUAAGAUAAUGGAGGCAGACAGCCUUGGAGGAGAGAUGGAGCUCACCUCACAGGGAGCCGGCACCUACUGGUACCUCCCUCCCGAGUGUUUUGUUCUGGGAAAACAGCCGCCAAAGAUCAGCUCUAAAGUUGAUGUUUGGUCAGUUGGUGUCAUACUCUACCAGAGUAUUUAUGGGAAAAAGCCAUUUGGGCACAACUUGUCUCAGGCGAGCAUUCUCCAGCAGAACACUAUCCUGAAUGCCACUCAAGUCGAUUUUCCUGCCAAACCAGUUGUCUCUAUGGAAGCGAAGGCAUUCAUCCGGCGUUGCCUUAGCUACCAGAAGGACAGUCGACCUGAUGUCAUUACUCUCUGUGACGACCCUUACCUCAAGCCUCCAUUGCCACGGAAACAGCCAACUUCAUCUCAACCACCAUCACUUAGCAUCUAGCACUAGUUCUGGACUCUUUGGAUAUUAUGUUGCUCAAUCUUAAUUUUUCAUAACAGUAUAUAGAAAAGUGAACUAUGAGCUGAAAGAGCGCUGCCUUACGUAUGUCCAUGUUCAUUAAUCAUUUUUUUUAUAGGCGCAGC